AUGGCGGCGCCGGCGGGCUCGCUGGUGGCGGCCGUGCUGGCGCACUCGGGCCGCCUCGACAAGGAGGACCUGGGCACCCGCAUCGGGCGGCUCUCCCGCCGCGUGGAGGAGCUGAAGGGAGAAGUCUGCAAUAUGAUUAACAAGAAGUAUAACGAGUUCCUGCCCAGCAUGCAGAGCGCUGAGGACUUGGUGUCGCAGGUGGAUGGGCUGUCCACCAACAUCGACCUGCUGAAAGCGGGGAUUGAGAACGAGGUUCAGCGAGAUCUAAAUGUCGCUGUUGCCGAAUUUACUGAAUUGAAGCAGCAGCUGGAGCGAGACACGCUGGUUCUGAGUAUUCUGAAAAAGCUACAGGAGUUUGAUACAGCUAUUAAAGAGUACAAUACUGCAUUGCUGGAAAAGAAGUAUGUUGCAGCAGCUCAGCAACUGGAAAAGGCACGAAGCAGCCUGAAAAUGCUGGAAUCCCGCAAGGGCUUUGAGCUGAAGAUCCUGAAAGCGCUAGGUACAGAGCUCACAGUGCAGACACAGAACAUGCUCUAUCAUCUAGGAGAAGAGUGGCAGAAACUGGUUGUGUGGAAGCUUCCUCCUUCAAAAGAAAGCAGCAGCCUGGAGUCAGUGACGCAUUCAGAGCUGCACUUACGCACAGUGCCGUCAAAAGAGGAGGAGAUUGCUGGCCCACCUGUUGCUUCUGUGCUGCAGGCAUUUGCUGUCCUAGGAGAACUGCACACCAAGCUUAAAAUUUUUGGCCAGUUGUUGCUGAAAUACAUCCUCAAGCCGCUGAUUUCAUACCCAUCUCUUCAGCCAUUCACAGAGGAACAGUCAGAUGUGGUCAUCCUACGUUUUAAGUCCGAGGAGCCUAACUUGGAUCAUUCCUCUCCUAUGGAGGUUUUCUACAAGAUCAAGCUUAUUUUUGAAGUUCUCCACAAAUAUCUGCUGAAUGUGCCUCUUGAGCAGCCUGUGGAAGAUAAAAAGGAUCGCAGAGUUACACUUGCUGAACUGCUAGGUGAUAUGAUAUGGGAAGAGUUAUCGGACUGCCUCAUUCAGAACUGUCUGGUGAAUUCAAUCCCAACCAAUAGCAGCAAACUAGAGCAGUAUAUAGAGGUGAUUAAAUCCACAGAGGAAUUUGAAAAAGCCUUGAAGAACAUGCAGGUUUUGAAAGGAGACACGACUGAUUUACUGAAAUACGCCCGUAACGUCAAUUCCCACUUUGCUAACAAGAAGUGCCAGGAUGUGAUUGUGGCAGCCAGAAACCUGAUGACCUCAGAAAUACACAAUACUGUAAAGAUCACGCCUGAUUCCUGUGUAGCCCUACCAAGGCUUCCUGAUCCUGGGGCAGGAGAUCACUUAAAAAUGCAAAAAACUUCUAAACUUCUGCAUAAUGACAUGGUGAAUUUGGAGAAUGAGACUAAACUGAGCCAGUACACGUUUUCUCUGCCCACAUGCCGCAUCAGUUCCUCAGUGGAGAAACUGAUGGAGCUGGCUUAUCAGACGCUGUUGGAGGCUACAGCCAGCACAGAUCAGUGCUGUAUACAGCUCUUCUACUCUGUACGGAAUAUAUUCCAGCUGUUCUAUGAUGUAGUGCCAACAUACCACAAGGAGAACCUUCAGAAAUUACCCCAGCUGGCAGCCAUUCACCACAACAACUGCAUGUACAUUGCUCACCACUUGCUCACCCUGGGACACCAGUUCCGAUACCGCCUGACUAACAUCCUGUGCGACGGAGCCGCUACUUUUGUAGAUCUGGUACCUGGUUUUAGGAGACUUGGGAUGGAGUGUUUUCUGGCCCAGAUGCGAGUGCAGAAAGGAGAAAUCCUGGAGAGGCUGUCAAGUGCCAGGAAUUUUUCUAAUAUGGAUGAUGAGGAAAAUUACUGUGCAGCAAACAAAGCAAUAAGGCAGGUAUUGCAUCAGUUGAAAAGACUGGGGAAAGUCUGGCAAGAUGUCCUUCCAGUGAACGUAUACUGCAAGGCUAUGGGGACUUUACUGAACACAGCGCUCACAGAGAUUGUCACUAGGAUUGCUGCCCUAGAGGAUAUCUCUGCAGAAGAUGCAGAUAGGUUGUACUCCCUCUGUAGGACCAUGGUGGAGGAAGGACCCCAAGUUUUCACCCCACUACCUGAAGAUGACAAGAAUAAGAAAUACCAGGAGGAAGUUCCAGUCUACGUGCAGAAAUGGAUGACAUUCAAAGAGCUGAUGAUCAUCUUGCAAGCCAGCCUCCAAGAAAUAGUAGAUCAGUGGGCGGAUGGGAAGGGGCCUCUUGCAGCUGAAUUCUCCGCAGCUGAAGUGAAGAGUCUGAUCCGAGCCUUGUUCCAGAACACAGAAAGGAGAGCAGCAGCGCUGGCCAAAAUUAAGUAGCUCUGCUUACUCCUACAUGUUGCAUCUUCUGCUAAAGCAAGAGCAAACUGAGUCUUUCAAAUAUUUUUUGGGUUUGACCCUUCUUAUUUGUACUGGUAUAAAAAAAGCUUAGCAUUAGGUAAGUGCUUCCUGGAGGCUUGACUGAGGGAGAAGAAACAUUUCCUAGCUCAAUGUUUGUAGGGCAGAGAGGAUGGCUCUGUGAGCCUGGGACCAGAAAAUCAAAGGUGGGUAACACACGGACACUAACUGCUUAUGCUCCAUCUGCCAGGCAGACGGAGUUUGGGCUUGAGAAUUCAGUCUCCUGCCAUGCUCCCCAGAGGUGUUCUGCCCAGAUCCAAGUUUUCCUUCAUGAGCUGGCGCGUGUACAGUCCUGGUGAAGAAGAGAUGCUUUUUGUGAUGUUUCUAAUUUCCAUUCUCUAGGAUUUCAUCUUCCUGUUAAGCCCAGCAUAGGGAAAUAAAUCAAAUCUUGAAUCCAACAUCUCUUUGUGAGAACAGGCACCACUGUCAUACAGGCCUCUCAUGCAAGGCGCUGUAUAACGUCAUCUCAAGCUUGCUUGCUUAAGGGUCUUGUAGAGGGAUUUUUAUUUCUCAAUAGUGAAUCUUAUCUAUGCAGUUUUACAUCAGGGGGCAGGUAGCCCCUUUGUGUCUUACCUCUUCUGUCCCUGCAAAUUACAUAUGAAACCCACAGACUUUGAUAGCUUUUGAUAUCCUUCUAAGAAUGCUGAAGUGCCAAACUUUGCUCUUUCCCACCUCAGGUUUCCCUGAAGAGCAGACCUCAAGAGAGUGAAAAUUUAGGGGAGGGCGGGGGAAGAGGAGAUUCUGUUCCGAGUGAAUUGUUUAUCAAGUCACAGGGUUUUGCGCAAGUGGCAAAAUUCCUCAUGGCUUUAGUUCUCGUGGAAAAUAUCUGAAAACUGACUGACUUAGAAUUUUUCAAUCUCAUUUUAGCAACUGUAGAAGCCAGUUCAGCUCCUUCCUUUACCUUUUUGUUGUGUGUGAACUAGGUAGGUCUGGCAUCUGGUGUCUUUCUGGUAGUAAAUUUUCUGUCCUUUAAGAAUAAUGAGAGAAAUGUAAAUGAAUAUAAAAAGGGAAUGAAGUGUGCACUCAUAGCAUUAUCUUUUAAGUUACAAAAGGCUAUGUUUGAGACUUUUAGAAACGUACAUUUCUUUUAAUUGAAAAACUCACCAAGAGCAUUCAUUAAAACAUAGCCCAGAGGCCAAGAUGUGCCAGUUGCUGCACACGUGGAACAAAGUAUUUCCUACCACGUGGUGCUUACAACAGUUUCCAUCACAGAGCUUAAUGCUUUAAUCUGUUACCUACUGUUGUAUCCUUUUCAUUUGCGCUUUUGUCUGGCUUCUGUUCACAUUUCCAAGCAUUUGUGCAGAGCCUGAAUCACAGCUGGCUUUCGCGUUGCACGUAAGUCACUGCAGAACGGAAUGGGUACUCUGCCUGCUGGCUCAGCCGAGCGCAGCCGUGGCAGGAGACCCUUCUGUUUCUGGCUUUAACUGGCACGGGGAGGGGGCAAAUGCAGUCAAAUUGGCAGUUAGACGGAGUCCAGCACAUGGGAAUGCAGCAAGGAAGGGAGCUACCGAAGCAAAAUCUGACUGCCACUUAAAACUCUAGCUUUUUCUUUUCUUCCCCUCCAAGUAAUUUAUCUGAAGGCUGAGAGUGUUCCCGUAACGCUUGCAUCUCGUGGGAUCCCCUGCCCCUUUGCACACAGCAAUCCAAAAAACCCGCGUAUUUUGAAAGACACCACUUAUCCUGUGUGGAUUCUUCACAGAAAUGUAAUUUGCUAUUUUCUUUAAUAAACUAUUUAUACUGAG
This is a messenger RNA of Gymnogyps californianus (California condor), 4169 nucleotides long. RefSeq names its product zw10 kinetochore protein (gene ZW10). Bases 1 to 2349 code for a protein of 782 amino acids. NCBI's taxonomy places the organism in Eukaryota, Metazoa, Chordata, Aves, Accipitriformes, Cathartidae. The record is from RefSeq and is a predicted model, not a curated record. Gene Ontology annotation, cellular component: RZZ complex; nucleus; chromosome, centromeric region. Gene Ontology annotation, biological process: endoplasmic reticulum to Golgi vesicle-mediated transport; mitotic cell cycle; mitotic spindle assembly checkpoint signaling. The transcript is spliced from 16 exons.